This is a messenger RNA of Apaloderma vittatum (bar-tailed trogon), 2758 nucleotides long. RefSeq names its product helicase-like transcription factor (gene HLTF). The annotation marks the transcript as partial. Gene Ontology annotation, molecular function: ATP-dependent chromatin remodeler activity; ATP binding; zinc ion binding. Lineage: Eukaryota; Metazoa; Chordata; Aves; Trogoniformes; Trogonidae. The record is from RefSeq and is a predicted model, not a curated record. The transcript is spliced from 22 exons.
UCUUGGGAUGGAAGACUUCCUUUCUGUAGGUGACAGUUCUGGCACAGAGGAGGAUACAGACUCAACUGUCUUAUAUGGAACUUUGCGAGGAAGUGUUGUUGGAUUACGAUACUACACAGGGAUUGUUAAUAACAAUGAAAUGGUUGCACUUCAGAGGGAGCCUAAUAAUCCUUAUGAUAAAAAUGCAGUGAAAGUAAAUAAUGUGAACGGAGACCAGGUAGGCCAUAUAAAAAAAGAACUGGCCGCAGCGUUGGCAGGCAUUAUGGACAGCAAACUAGCGUUAGUUGAAGGGAUUGUCCCUUAUGGAGCCAAAAAUGCCUUUACCAUGCCUGUACAAAUGAGUUUUUGGGGACGAGAAGAAAACAAGGAAGCAGUGCUAGAUCAGCUAAAAAGGCACGGAUUUAAAUUGGCUCCCCCUCUGAAAGGUUCAGAAUGUGGUUUUGGAACCAAGUGGAUUUCUGGGAGAGCUGGUCCCAGUUACAGCGCUCCGGUUCAUGCUGCUGUGCAGUUGACCACUGAACAGCUUAAAAGCGAAUUUGACAAAUUGUUUGAGGAUCUGAAGGAAGAUGAUAAAACUUGUGAAAUGGAAGCAGCAGAGGCUGUUGGCACGCUCUUGCUUCCCCAUCAGAGGCAGGCUUUAGCUUGGAUGGUUUCACGUGAAAACAGUAAAGAUUUGCCACCGUUUUGGGAACAGAGAGGUGACUUCUAUUACAACAUACUGACAAACUUUGCAGAAAAGCAGCGACCUAAAAAUAUUCUUGGAGGAAUACUAGCUGAUGAUAUGGGACUGGGUAAAACGCUUACUACUAUCGCGCUGAUUCUCACAAAUUUUCAAGAUGGCAAGCCUCUUCCUGUUGAAAAGAUUGCAAGGGAUAAGUUUUGUGAGGAAUCCGAUACUAACACGAACAACGUUGGACAUGGACGGUGUAAAGGUGACAGCAAACUCAAGUCCAGUUCUAGCAAUGCGAUGGAGCCUGGUGUUUCUAACGUAAAAAAGUUUGAAGUGACUCCGCUGAAAUAUUCAAGAGAUAAAGCCAAGAAAGCCAAGUAUUCAGGAAGCAGUGACUUGGGACAGUCUGAAGAAUGGCUUCCACAACAAAUGGAAAGUACCGCUAGUGCCCAGUCAGUUGAGAAGAAAUGUUCUAAUGGCAGCCCCAGAGCAACACUGAUUGUGUGUCCCCUGUCUGUGCUGAGCAACUGGAUGGAUCAGUUUGAACAACAUAUCCACCAAGAUUUUCAUGUAAAUAUUUAUGCUUAUUACGGUUCUGACCGUAGCAAAGACCCAUCAGUUCUUUCAGAACAAGACAUCGUGCUGACAACUUACAACAUCUUAGCUACUGAUUACGGAGUCCGAGGUGACAGCCCUUUACACAAAGUCAAGUGGCUGAGAAUUGUGUUGGAUGAGGGCCACACUAUACGAAAUCCAAACGCUCAGCAGACUAAAGCUGCCUUAAGUCUGGAGGGACACAGAAGAUGGGUACUUACAGGUACCCCUAUUCAGAAUUCUGUAAAGGAUUUGUGGUCUCUUAUUUCCUUUUUAAAGCUGAAACCUUUUACUGAUCGAGAGUGGUGGCACAGAACGAUUCAACGCCCAGUCACAAUGGGAGCUCCAGGAGGACUUGGGCGUUUACAGUCUCUGAUCAGGAGUAUUACCCUUAGAAGAACUAAAACGAGCAAAGUUAAAGGAAAACCCGUUUUGGACUUACCGGAACGUAAAGUACUUAUUCAGCACGUUACGCUUACAGAGGAAGAGAGACAAAUCUACCAGUCUGUGAAGACGGAGGGCAAAGCUGCCAUUAGCAGAUAUUUCAGGGAAGGGACUGUACUAGCUCACUAUGCUGACAUCCUUGGUGUCCUGCUCAGAUUGAGGCAGCUUUGUUGUCAUCCUCAACUUUGUAUAAACACAUCUUCUAGCUUUUCGGCUGAUGAUAAAACUCCGGAAGAACUGCAUGAAGCAUUAGUGAGUAAAAUGAAGUUGAUUCUGAGCUCUGGAUCAGAUGAAGAAUGUGCUGUUUGCUUGGAAUCACUGACUUUCCCUGUGAUCACACGCUGUGCGCAUGUGUUCUGUAAGCCGUGUAUUUUUGAAGUCAUCCGAAGCGAACAGCCAAAUGCCAAAUGCCCUCUCUGCAGGAACGAACUCCGAGUACAGCACCUGGUGGAAUGUCCCCUGGAAGAGGAAAUAGAGUCCAGUAAGGGAAAGAAGUCUCAGGAGUGGGUGUCCAGUUCCAAGAUAAAUGCUCUUAUGCACGCUUUGAUAGAGCUACGGAGGGAUAAUCCAACUGCUAAAUGCCUGGUUGUUUCUCAGUUCACAACUUUACUGUCGCUUAUAGAAAAUCCCCUGAAAGAAUCAGGGUUUGCCUUUACUCGUUUGGAUGGGUCAAUGGCACAGAAGAAAAGAGUAGAAGCAAUUCAGUGUUUCCAAAGCAGCCAGGCAGGAUCCCCAACUGUAAUGCUUUUGUCUCUGAAAGCAGGUGGAGUUGGAUUAAAUCUGACAGCAGCUUCCCGAGUGUUUUUAAUGGAUCCUGCUUGGAAUCCCGCUGCGGAGGACCAGUGUUUCGACAGGUGUCACAGGCUGGGUCAGAAGCACAAUGUUGUUAUUACGAAGUUCAUUGUGAAGGAUUCAGUGGAAGAAAAUAUGCUGAAAAUUCAGAACAAGAAGAGGGAACUUGCAGCAGGAGCCUUUGGUACUAAGAAGCCUUCAGCAAGUGAAGUAAAACAAACCAAAAUUAAUGAAAUUAAGGCUCUAAUUGAUUUAUAG